Molecule: messenger RNA, 750 nt
Organism: Racocetra fulgida
Lineage: Eukaryota; Fungi; Glomeromycota; Glomeromycetes; Diversisporales; Gigasporaceae
Source: the annotation of a GenBank genome assembly
AUGGCUACUAAAGCUGCUUACAAAAGAUUGACCAAAGAAUACCUGGCCGUCCAAAAGAAAAGAACAUUCUUGAAUGGUAAUCAUCAAUAUGGACUUAAUCUUGGCCUAGAUAGACGAUUCCAACCUGACACAAGAUUGUGUUUAUCUAUGUCGGAUUUUCAUCCAAGUACUUGGAAUCCUAGUUGGAGUGUUGCAACUAUUUUGACUGGAUUACUGAGUUUUAUGACCAGUAACGAAGCUACUACGGGGAGUAUCAAAACGACAGAUGCUGAUAAAAAGAUAUAUGCUGCACGUUCACAUCAAUUCAAUUUGAAUGAUCCAAAGUUUAGAGAAUAUUUUCCAGAACUUUGCAUACCUGAGGCAGUGCCUGUCGAAAUUCUUUAUCCAAUGUCAUCAUCUAGUAGCACAUCCACGCAAACUUCUACUGACGCAACAAAAUCAGCGAACCACGUUCCUCCGGCACAGCAACGAAAUGACCAUGGGACAGUCAACCAACGACUCAUACCGGCAGCAAGAAAUCAGAAUUUACAGCGUAAAGUUCUUAAUCGUGUUGAAAAUCCUACUAUACGCGGACAUACGGAGCAUGCUAAUAACACGGCAAGGGUUAACGCUAACAAUCCGCAAACCAACAAUAAUAACAAUAACCUAAAUUACUAUACCGAUCCGAAUCAGUCUCUGGAAGUCAUGGUGAAGCUCCUCGAAUGUGAUUUUUUUAUUAAUUCCAAUGACCAUUCAAAUGGUGAAAAGUAA